Theobroma cacao (cacao) is the source of this 1491-nucleotide messenger RNA. RefSeq names its product peroxisomal (S)-2-hydroxyacid oxidase GLO4-like. The record is from RefSeq and is a predicted model, not a curated record. NCBI's taxonomy places the organism in Eukaryota, Viridiplantae, Streptophyta, Magnoliopsida, Malvales, Malvaceae. Gene Ontology annotation, molecular function: FMN binding; oxidoreductase activity.
AUGAUGGCAGAAAGGAUGACCAAUUAGUCAUCUUUACUCGUCGUUCUUGCCUAUAUAUAUAUAUACACACUGAUGCAUUUAUUGCAGUUGCAACUUUUACAUCACGGGGAUUUCACAGGUUCAAUUUGAAAUAGUUCAGUUCAUUCAUCAAAGGAUAAAUGGCAGCCGAACCAGUUAAUGUUAAUGAGUUCCAAGAAUUAGCUAGGCAAGCCCUUCCUAAAAUGUACUAUGACUACUAUAGUGGUGGAGCUGAGGAUCAGCACACACUAAAAGAGAAUGUGGAAGCAUUUCAUAGAUUUACGAUCCUGCCAAGGGUACUUGUUGAUGCCAGCAGAAUUGAUUUGUCAACUACUGUUCUAGGGUACAAAAUUUCAGCACCUAUUAUGAUUGCUCCAACUGCAAUGCAUAAGUUGGCACACCCUGAAGGUGAAGUCGCCACAGCCAGAGCAGCUGCUGCAUGUAAUACCAUAAUGAUUUUAUCCUACAUGUCUACCUGCACAGUUGAGGAGGUUGCUUCAAGCUGCAAAGCUAUUCGGUUCUUUCAAUUAUAUGUAUACAAGAGGCGAGAUAUAACAGCUAAUUUAGUGCAGAGAGCUGAAAGAUGUGGAUACAAGGCCAUUGUCCUAACUGUAGAUACUCCUAGACUUGGUCGGAGGGAGGCAGACAUUAAGAACAAAAUGGUUGCACCUCAGCUGAAGAACUUUAAGGGCCUCAUAUCAACAAAAGUUUCCUCUGAUGAUGGUUCAAAUCUAGAAGCUUUUGCCAACAAUACAUUUGAUGCCUCUUUGUCUUGGAAGGACAUAGGAUGGUUAAGAUCUAUUACAAACUUGCCGCUUCUGAUCAAGGGAGUACUUACUUGUGAAGAUGCAAUAAAGGCUGUUGAAGUAGGCGUUGAUGGGAUUGUUGUCUCCAAUCAUGGAGGUCGGCAACUAGAUUAUUCUCCGGCCACUAUUUCUGUUCUGGAAGAGGUGGUUCAUGCUGUUAAAGGAAAGGUUCCUGUUUUGUUUGAUGGAGGAAUAAGGCGGGGAACAGAUGUUUUCAAGGCGUUAGCCCUCGGUGCUCAAGCCGUCCUUAUUGGAAGGCCUGCUGUCUAUGGGCUUGCUGCAAAAGGAGAAUAUGGGGUGAAAAGGGUUAUUGAAAUGCUGAAGGAUGAGCUUGAGCUCACCAUGGCUCUUUCUGGAUGCCCCACUGUGAAGGAUAUUACCAGAAACCAUGUCAGAACAAAGCAUGAGGCACUCCACUCUAUGCUUUAAAGUCUUUCAUUCAUGUUAAAUCCUCUUGUUAAGUUUGUUCAGAUCAUUGAUUAGGCAUCAAGCAAAGUGCGGAAUCUGUCAUCGCAUAACUAAUCAUAGGCCGUCAUCAAAAAAUGGAGUACUCUUUUGUGUCAUCUGUUUGGAGGAAUGGUGUCCUACUUUUCAAUUGAGAAAACUGCAACUUUAUAAAUCGAGCACAAGAAUAUUAAUGAAAUGUGCUACAAGUUACAAUACCUAU